Messenger RNA from Poecilia latipinna (sailfin molly), 1952 nucleotides. It is a transcript of the gene rassf6, whose product is annotated as Ras association domain family member 6. Gene Ontology annotation, biological process: signal transduction. The transcript has 14 exons. Bases 331 to 1494 code for a protein of 387 amino acids. The record is from RefSeq and is a predicted model, not a curated record. Lineage: Eukaryota; Metazoa; Chordata; Actinopteri; Cyprinodontiformes; Poeciliidae.
CAGGGAAGAGGAAGUUUCUGUUGUCUCCUUGCUCAAAGUUUCUUUCUUUGCUCUCUGAAUAAAUUAUUCUUUGUUUUUGAGAAUUCAGACUUUGUCAAGUCAGAUCUGGUGUCAGUCAGCCACUCCCUCUGAGGAUUGUCUCAACGUGUUCUGCAAUAAUUAACCAGCUGCUCUGGGGUUGCUACACAGGCUCACCUCCUGCUGCACCAACUGUACUUCAGACCUUUGAACGCAAACAAAUGCACAAACAUUCGACUUCUAAACAUGUAGUGGAAAUCUACAUCGUUGUUCAGAAGAUCAGACGAAAGACUGGCCAGUAGCUGAACAGAGAUGAACAAAGCUCCUCUGCCUGCAGUGAUCCAAGCAGGCAGUGGGAGGACGCUGACUAGAGCAGAGUUUUUGUCACUUUUGAACACCUACAACUGCUACCUGAAGGACCAGACUCAGCUGCAUCUCACCUAUUCUCAGGGGCAUGGAGGACAGGUGAUAGUGGAGGGCUUUCUGAACAUCUCCUGGGGAGUACGACGACCAAUCAGACUGAAGAUACAGGAUGAGAAACAGAUUCUUCCCCUUGAGUCUCCAACUUCAGUUGAUCCCACCAGUCAAAACAGCACAAGUACGAUGUCACGAUGGGGAGAACACAGUGAGGUUCACCAGAUAAAAGAGCCAGAGGCAGCACAAGAAACAGUCUUCACAGAUCCUUUACCAGAUCCUGUCAGCCCAAUCAGCCCUCUGGGGAGCAAAAGUACUAUGUCACGAUGGGGAGAAUACAGUGAGCUUCACCAGAUAGAUGAGAUGGCAGAGACAGAGGCAGCACAGGAAACGGUCGUCAAAGAUCCUUUACCAGGGCCUCCUGUUUAUGAGACUGCCACCCUGCGUCCCAUGAGGCACAGGAGCCAUGAGCUGGAGCCAGAGUCCAACCUUGUUCGCUGUAUGAGCGAUGUCUCGUUGGUGAAGAGGAGGAAGGGCAGGGGCAAGUCGGCAGCACAAAGAGAGAAAGAAAAACAGCAUCGCUUUUCUAUCAACGGACAUUUUUACAACUACAAAACCUCUAUAUUCACCCCGUCAUUUGACACUUCAACUAAAGUUCGCAUCUCUAGCAGGAUGACCACAGACCAAGUCAUCGAACAGCUGCUAAACAAGUUCAAGAUAGAAAAUGAUCCCCAGGAGUUUGCGUUGUACUGCAUUCACCAGAGUGGAGAAAAAAAAAAGCUGAGUCACAGGGAUCAUCCACUGUGGGAACGAAUCCUGCAGGGUCCCUCUGAUGACAUCAUGAAGAUCUUCCUGAUGGACAUGCAUGAAGAAGAAGUCAGCAAUGAUGUUGCUCAGUAUCUGAACUUGGAGCUACCCAUCUUGGAUCAGUUUCUGCUCAAACUCAGAGAGGAGGAAAACAGAGAGAUUCAAAGGGUCAUCAACAAGUACCAACACCAGCACAGACUGCUGUCCCAUAUGCUGAGCUUUAAGAUGUCCCCUCACAUAGAGACCAGUGUCUGACCACUUCCGAACUCAGUGAAAGGAAGAAAAAGUAUCUCUGAGGAACUAAAAACAUCUGAAAAACUUUGUUUUUUUUUUCAUAACAUUUGGACAAUGAAAAAGAUUUUGGAAAAUAAAAUAUAAAAAAAAUAAAUAAAAAAAAACAUGUGAUACAGAGGGAAUUAAAUUUACAGCUAUUUUCCAUAAAACAUUUUUUUUAAGAAAAACUGUGAAGUAUUCAGUUGCAAAUUUUGGUGCCAAUAUGUUUAUUUCUUAGACUUACUGAAUUAAAAAAGUGACAAAUAUAAACUUUGGGUGUUGUUAGUACAGAUUGCAUACCACAAAUUUAUAUCUGAAUUGCUUAGUAUGUAUCAGAACAAAUGAAGAUUAUGUGCCAUAAAAAUCUCAUGAAAGAUCUGUGUGGAAUUUAAAAAGUUUCUCAUCUCUGUGAGAUAAAAUAAAAUAUAUGAUUUAUGUGA